Larimichthys crocea (large yellow croaker) is the source of this 3181-nucleotide messenger RNA. It is a transcript of the gene wasla, whose product is annotated as WASP like actin nucleation promoting factor a. Lineage: Eukaryota; Metazoa; Chordata; Actinopteri; Sciaenidae. Gene Ontology annotation, molecular function: actin binding. The record is from RefSeq and is a predicted model, not a curated record. Gene Ontology annotation, biological process: actin filament organization.
AACCCCCGCCCCUCCCUUUCCCUCCGCAGAGCUGCAUUCCUGCUGCUACAUUGGAUUGAACCAUUCCGUGUUAGCCACGACACUUUAGCUUCACAACAGGUGGUCUGCUCCCUCUUGCUGCCAUGUUGGAUGUACGCAUCGCCGCUGCAGCUGCUGGAGUUUCCGAAUGAAAGUUGAGCGUUUAUCCGCAUACAGACACACAGCGAGACCUUAUUUUUUAUUCUAACACCAAACGGAGAAGUUAAGCUUCUGUCUUAAGCAGGAACAAGCCUGGAAAACACCCCCGUCCGCCUCCGCCCUCCAGCCGGGAGUCGGACUGAGCGGAGAUGAUCCGGUUGCAGGCCACAGCAACCGGAGCCCGCAUGGAUUUUCUGUAAUUAGCAGUGUUUGCUGAGUGUGUCCGGGGAUAACUGCAUCAUUUCGGGGUUAACUAGAAGAUUUCGGAGCCAUGAACAGUCACCCGCAGCACCGCAGGUCUGUGAACGUGGGCUCCAUCCUCCUGACCCCGCAGGAGAACGAGUGCCUGUUCGGCUACCUGGGCAGGAAAUGCGCCACUCUUUGUUCGGCGGUGGUCCAGGUGUACGGCACAGACCGGAGCUGUAGCUGGGUGAAGAGAUGCUGUGGAGUGGCCUGCCUGGUCAAAGACAACCCACAGAGGUCCUACUUCAUCAGAGUAUUUGACAUAAAGGAAGGUAAAACCAUGUUUGAACAGGAACUGUACCACAACUUCUCCAUCAGCAGCUCCAGAUCCUACUUCAUUUCAUUUACAGGAGAUACGUGUCAGAUCGGUCUGAACUUUGCCAGUGAAGAAGAGGCCAAAAGAUUCAGAGCCGCCAUCAACGACCUGCUCAACCGACGACAACGCAAAACCGAGAAGAGAGGUGACCCUAAAAAUGGUCCAGCUCUGCACAUGGCCACGGUGGACAUCAAGAACCCGGAGAUUAACAAUGUCAGAUUCCACAACUCCCACAGCCACCAGCAGCCAUACCACCUCAACAACAUGCUGAGCCACAGCGGGCUGACUCGCAAGGACAAGAAGACCAAAGGCAAGAAGAAGAAGCUGACCAAGGCUGACAUCGGCACGCCCAGCAACUUCCAGCACAUCGGUCACGUGGGCUGGGAUCCAAACACAGGUUUUGAUCUGAAUAACCUGGACCCUGAACUCAAGAACCUGUUCGACAUGUGCGGCAUCUCUGAGGCUCAACUGAAGGACCGAGAGACGUCCAAGGUCAUCUAUGACUUCAUCGAGAAGAAGGGAGGGGUGGAGGCCGUGAAGAAUGAGCUGAGGAGGCAGGCACCACCACCACCUCCUUCUCGUGGCGGUCCUCCUCCCCCUCCUCCACCCCCCCACAGCUCAGCUCCACCACCUCCUCCACCCCCAUCCAGAGGAGGCCGGGGAGCCCCUCCUCCCCCUCCUCCGUCUAGAGCCCCUGCUUCAGCCCCUCCUCCUCCACCUCCCUCCAGACCAGGAACUCUAGGUGCCCCACCUCCUCCACCUCCGCCCACACGGGGAGGUCACCAGCCUCCUCCUCCUCCCCACCAUCACCACCACCAUCACCAGCCUCCCCCUCCUCCUCCUCCAUCUUCCUUGCACUCUUCCGUUGCCCCCCAAGCCCCGCCCCCUCCACCUCCCCCAUUGGCCCAGCAGUCUCCAGUAGGCAGUGGUGGCGGAUCUGCUCCUACUCCGCCUCCUCCGCCUCCUCCUCCACCUCCCCCUCCUGGACCACCACCUCCUCCGGAGUUGGACGGUGUUGGUGGAGGCGGGGACUCCCCUCACUCGCCGAGCCCUGGCGGGAAGUCGGCACUGCUGGAACAGAUCAGAGGAGGAACCCAGCUGAAGAAGGUGGAGCAGAACAACCGAGCGCCAGCCUCCGGCGUGGGACGAGAUGCCCUGCUGGACCAGAUCCGACAGGGAAUCCAGCUCAAGAACGUGUCGGAUCAUCCAGAGUCCAGUCCUCUGACACCGGCUCCCACCGCGGGCAUUGUUGGCGCUCUUAUGGAGGUGAUGCAGAAGAGGAGCAAAGCCAUCCAUUCCUCAGACGAAGACGAGGAUGAUGAAGACGAAGAAGACUUUGAAGAUGAUGACGAGUGGGACGACUAGAGAUUUCUCUCCUCAACCACGCCCAGUCCCUCCACACCUACCGAUGACACUAAAAUAUCUUCUACAAAUCUUCCAGCAUCUGACUAAAAUUGUAAUGUAAAUGUUGUAUGAAUUGGCUGUAUAUUUAUUUUUUGCCUUUUUGCUUUUUGUUUUUUUAUGACUAUUAUAAUUAAUCUGUGCAAUACCUCAUCCGUUAAAUCUGUAACGUUUGUCACACAGCCUCAUCAUUAAAGACACUACACUUUCCCCGGGACAUUAGAAAGCACUUAACACCGCCAUCAGCACAACGUGGAGAUAGAGCCGGCUCCAUGUCAUUAUCAAUAAUCAUUUAUAUAAAACACUAGCUGCUCCACAAAGACAAAUCUGAACUGUCUUUGUGUGCUCCUUGGGAAAUGUUGUUUUUUUUUUUGUGUGUGUGUGGGUGUGUGCGUGUGUGUGUGUGUUCAUUUCUUCAUGUUUUCAUUCCUCGUCAAAGAGACUGAAAAGGGAGACGUACGUGCGACCAAACAGGCAGGAUCCUCUUUGUGUUUGACAGUGGUCGGUUUAAAUGCGAGAUAACACUAUUUUCUUACCGUGCUUCUUUUCGUACCUCCGAGUUUCCUAAUAAAUCGUAGUUUAGUUGUUAUUUUUUUCAUAAAUCCUUUGACCAAAAUGCGGCGCCGCAGUCGCCUCGUGGAUUUUCAACUUUUAUUUUUUACAAAAUUAAAGCCGUUUAUUUGCACACAGUUUAUAUGAUAGUUCAGUUUUGUGGGUUCUUUUUUUGGUUGUGUGUUACAUCGAAUAAUUUUUAUUUCAUUUCAAGCAGGUUACAGUGAUGAUGGACACUUUUAAAAAGGUUUUCCAUUAUCGUGACUACAAACAUGACUGGCGAUGUUUCAGUUACUGACUGACUUUGACUUAAUAUACACAUUAGCUCUCUCACACGUAAACACACACUGUGGCAUUUGUGAAAUGAAGUUUUGUUCUUAAUUGCUGGUUGGUUGUUUCUUUUCUUUUUCUUUUUUUUGUGACAUCAUUCCAUUAUUUCCUGCAGGAGGAAACGUCAACAGCGCUGUGGUCAGUAUUUCAAACAAAUAUCAC